This is a messenger RNA of Aricia agestis (brown argus), 4636 nucleotides long. RefSeq names its product semaphorin-5B (gene Sema5c). The transcript is spliced from 20 exons. The record is from RefSeq and is a predicted model, not a curated record. Gene Ontology annotation, molecular function: chemorepellent activity; semaphorin receptor binding. NCBI's taxonomy places the organism in Eukaryota, Metazoa, Arthropoda, Insecta, Lepidoptera, Lycaenidae. Gene Ontology annotation, biological process: positive regulation of cell migration; negative regulation of axon extension involved in axon guidance; axon guidance. Bases 321 to 3554 code for a protein of 1077 amino acids.
CGCCCGUCGCCCGUGCGGAGUUGUAGCGCGUUUUGAAACUUUUUUUUUUAUCGAAAGCAAUCCAACUUGUUGCCCGUUUACCUGCUAGUGUAAAAAUACAAUAAACUUUAAUGUUUUUUGUCCCAGUGCUGUGAAGUUACUUUGUGAGGUUAAACAGAUGUUAGAAGCGUGCUUCGGACAAGUUUUGAAGUUGAUAAAAAGUAAUGUGGUGAAUAUACAAUAGCCUAAACUGGAUCCUGGGUCAGAAUGAGCCUGGCUGUACGCUGGAACUCGUAUGGUCGUUUCACCCACAUAACAUUUAUGCAUGAUCGUCAGUGAACAUGUCGCGGUACAGCGUGGUGACGGUGCUGCUGCUGGGUACCCUCACCAGGGGCAUGCUGCCGGAAGAUGACUUCAGGAUACUCAAUGGACAAGAUCUGCUGGCGACAGACAGCGACGUGUUUGCUGGCGAGGGCGGUGGCUGGUACUCGCAGCUGCUCUUCGAUGUGGCCAGGGAGCAAGUCAUCGUGGGUGCCAGAGACACCCUCUACCGCCUUUCUCUGCGUGGACUCAAGCAGCUCGAGCAGGCGUCCUGGCCGGCGCCGCCAGACAAGGCCAAGCUCUGCCAGGACAAAGGCCAGACGGAGGCGGACUGCCACAACUACAUCAAGGUGCUGCUGGCCUACGGACACAAGCUGUACGCGUGUGGCACGUACGCGUUCAGCCCGAUCUGCAGCUGGAGAGAGAUCGAGUCAAUAAACCUGGUAUCAGAAUGGGUGCCGGGGGUCGCCAGCUGCCCCCACAAUCCCCGCUCCAACGUCACCGCCCUGCUGACCAGCAGUGGGGAGUACUAUGCCGGAACACCUACUGACUUCGCCAGCUCUGACACGGCGAUAUGCAGAACCCGUGGCGCUGCAACCACGGACCCUGGCAUGCUGCGCACCACGCAGUACGACCUCAACUGGCUGAACGAGCCCCAAUUCGUGGGUUCCUUCGAGGACGACCGAUACGUGUACUUCGUGUUCAGGGAGAUCGCGGUGGAGUACCUUAAUUGUGGCAAGACAAUAUACUCGCGUAUCGCUCGCGUGUGCAAAAAUGAUCAGGGCGGCCACCUGAUGAUGAAAGACAACUGGACGACCUUCCUCAAGGCGAGGCUGAAGUGUUCCGUGCCGGGCGACCUGCACUUCGACUACGACGAGAUACAGAGCGUCGAGUAUGUGGCCGACGAGAAGAUACUUGUGGCUGUGUUCACUACGCCCACUAACAGCAUAGCCGGCAGCGCGGUCUGUAUAUACAACAUGUCGGAUGUCCACGCGGCAUUCGAAGGGCCCUACAAGGUCAAGGAUUCCCCCACCUCCACGUGGGAAGCCAGAUCGCCGUCCCGGGAGACGAGAGAGCACUUCAGAUGUAAUUUGGAUAUGAGGGGCCAACAGGCGAUAGAAUACCACAAAUACCACCUAAUGUACGACUACGUACAACCUAUAUCAGGCGAACCAGUCUACAAAGCGACUUUAGAGCGCUUUGCACACGUCACCGUAGAUGUCGCGGCGACAAAAACCGCGCGACAACUUGUCGCGUUCGUCGCUACGGAGAACAAUGACGUCAUCAAGAUGGCGAUUCUGCCGAGCUACGAUGGCGCGUGUGUCGUCGAAAUAUGGCGGUUCGGGGAGACGUUUGAUAUACUGAAUAUGCAGUUUGUGAAAGAUACUAUAUCAGUCUACAUGGGCACGAGCACGCGCGUGGUACGUGCGGCCGCGGCGCACUGCGGGCGAUACGCGUCACGUGCGGGCUGCCUGCACGCCGCCGACCCGCACUGCGGCUGGGACGCGGCGUCACAGCGCUGCGUGCGUGUACGCGACGCACGACACAUCGAGCAGGCUCUGACAUGCCCCGCUGGCAAUGCCCCAGUCGACGGCGGUUGGUCAUCGUGGUCGGAGUGGGCACCCUGCAUGCAGGACGGCACGGGCGGCGGCGCGUACGGCGAAGAGCCCGACAUGUGCGAGUGUCGGACGCGCCGCUGCGACAACCCCAAGCCGGCGCACGGCGGACAGAACUGCAAAGGUGUCAGCAUAUCCGUCACCAACUGCACGAUGCACGGCGGGUGGUCGUCGUGGUCGGCGUGGUCGGCGUGCAGCGCGUCGUGCGGCAUCGCGGUGAAGUCGCGACGGCGCGCGUGCACGUCGCCCGCGCCUCGACACGCCGGCCGCGUGUGCGUCGGCCUCGACCAGCAGGACAUGUACUGCUCCAGCCUGCCGCCGUGCCCAGAUCCGGCGCUAGCCCCAGUAGAUGGGGCGUGGAGCGCGUGGGGGGCGUGGUCCGCCUGCACAGCUAACGGCGCUCAAUGUGGCGCGGGCGUGCGCGAGCGUCGCAGAUCUUGCUCCGCCCCUGCACCGUCGCGAGGAGGCGCUGACUGCGAGGGCGCCCCCGUCGAUCGCCAGCCGUGCGAACUCCGCCCCUGCGAUGUUAGAAAGGCUACAGCUUGGACGCCCUGGGUUCAUAUACCAGGAAAUACAUCAGAUGGCAGCUACACCGAGAAGAGAUUCAAGUUCCUAUGUAAGGCGCCUGCGCCGGAGCAGUUGAGGCUAUCGAUAGCCCGUGAAGAAGAGCGGUACUGCACCGCGUCGGGGGCGUGUUCGGGCGACGAGGACGGGUGGGAGGCGUGGGGCGCGUGGGGCGCUUGCUCCGCCCCCUGCGGCGGGGGGCAGCAGGCGCGCUCGCGCAGAUGCAGGCGAGCCUCGUGCUCCGGCCCAGCGGAUAUGUUGCGCGCGUGUAACACGCAUGCUUGUCAGGGCGAGUGGUCGUGCUGGAGCGACUGGAGCGAGUGCACCGGCGGGUGCGGCGCGGGUGCGGGCGCGGGGGCGGGGCACCGCACGCGCACGCGCAUGUGUCUCUCGCCCGACGGCUGCGCGGACGCCGGCGCCGCGCUCGAGCGGAGAGUCUGCCUCAGCAACUGUAACGACCUACAAUCCGACGUGGGAUGGGGUGAUUGGGGGGAGUGGGGGGAGUGCACUGGCGGCGAGCGCGUGCGGCGGCGGUCGUGCGCGUCGGGCGCGUGCGUCGGCCCGCAGCUGCAGGUCGCCGUGUGCGGACAGGACUUGGACAACGAACUAUACGCGAUGCCGGCGUACAGUCAGAACGUGGAGAUGGCGUCGUUCGUGACCACAUCGACCCAGGAGUCCCUGAGCAUAGGCGGCAUUAUCGGCUGCGUGAUCGCGGCGUUUGUUAUGGGUGGCGUGGUCUGCCUGGCCGGCGUCAUAGUCUGUCAGCGGCGCGGGCUGUGGCAGCGGGCGCCGCGCGUGCCCUCCAGCCCCCACUACAUCACCGCCAAACAGAACAGCUACGUGACAGUGCCGCUGCGUGACGUGCCUCCCCGCAAGGCGAAGCGUCAACCGUCCUUCUCCGGCACCAGCCUCGUCCUCAAGAGUAAUAACCUGUCCAACAACCACAACACGGCGGUCACACCCAAGCUGUACCCCAAGGCCAUCGCCAACGAAUACGACUCCAUGGGAACCCUGCGGAGACACUCCAACCAGCCCAACAACAAGACAGACGUUGAGGAGGAUAAGUUUUAUUGAGUUGGUUUGGGUGUGUUCUUAAAUAUGACCCAGUGUACUGGCCAGUGCUUGAGAUGUCAUAUUAUACGCCAUAUUAUAAUUAUUGUUCUGGUGAGCCGCCGGUGUGACGUAUAAUAAUGACGUGCCAAACGUACGUCAAUGCACUGGCGUAUAUUUUGAAACGUAUCAACAAUAUGGCGUCUAUUGCAGAUGUCGUGAGCACUGAGCUAUUUUUAUAUCCAGAAUCGACGCCAUCGCUCAUGAUUGGAAUUUCAUAAUAUUAUCUGACUGAUUUUUUGUAUGACGAACACAUUGUAUGUUCUAUUCUUCUCCUACAAAAAAACGGUCAUUGUUAUUAUGGGUUGGUCUGUCCGAUGUAUUACAAGUUCGACCCUAUGUAUAUUAAAAUAAGAUUCAAAAUGUAAUACAGGAGUUUUCGACUGUACUGUGCCAAUAAUAUUACGUAAGAACAACAAAACAACGUAAAGUGUGAACAAGCCUUAUCUUCAGAGAACGAAAUAAUGGCCCGUACACAAUAAAAGGUAGAAUUAAAAAAUGUCUUAAUCCUAAGUAAAAAAAUGAGUAAGCUUACUGUACACAACUACAGUACGUGUGUCCGGUACACAACUAUAACUAAAUUAUUUGAUAGGUAUAUAAUAGAAUAGCUAUUCUAUAGAGAUACUGAAUGUAUCCGAAAGACAUUAGAUACGUGGUUAAACUGACUAAAUAUUUAAUUUAAAAAUUGCAAAGACAAAAUAAAGACAUGUCAGCGCUAUCACGACCAUACUACAUUGAUGUGUAAAAUAUAGAUGUAGCUGUGUUGACAGGUGACAUCUAGAUAUGUCAUACCCACGUCAGAUUCUUUGAUAUUCUCUGAGGUCUAAUUUAUUUACGUCGAGUUUAGAAAAGUGAGCCUUAUGUGCAAGGAAUAAAGGUCUUGCCAGUAAAAUAUUAACUGGACUAUAAAUGUAAAAGAUAUGAUCAAAUAAGUUACACGUGUCUUAUAUUUAUUGUAAAGACGUUAAGUUAGACGCUAUCGACAUUAGCUUGAUGAGAAAUGAUAUAAUGGAGUCACGAAAAAUAAUAUUUCUCUCUCAAAUAUG